AUGGCUUCCGUCGCUGUCGCACAACCCGAGACCGUACCUCAACAGGGUACUUCCAUCCCAGAGCAGCCUGCCCCGGUGAUGGCUGCCCCUCCCGCGCCCGCCCCUGCGCCCGCCCCUUACGUCGCUCCUGCUCCUGCCCCGUCUGCCUCUCCUUCUGCCUCCCUGUACGUCGGAGAGUUGGAUCCCACCGUUACGGAGGCGAUGCUCUUUGAGAUCUUCAAUAUGAUUGGUCCGGUGGCGAGCAUUCGCGUCUGCCGUGAUGCAGUCACUCGCCGCUCCUUGGGCUACGCUUACGUCAACUACUUGAAUGCAGCUGACGGUGAGCGCGCCUUGGAGCAGCUCAACUACUCCCUCAUCAAGAACCGUGCAUGCCGAAUCAUGUGGUCUCAGCGUGACCCCGCUCUUCGCAAGACUGGCCAAGGCAAUAUCUUUAUCAAGAACCUGGACGAGCUGAUCGAUAACAAGGCUCUUCACGAUACCUUUGCUGCUUUCGGCAAUGUCUUGUCUUGCAAGGUUGCAACCGACGACCAAGGCCGAUCCAAGGGCUAUGGAUUCGUCCACUACGAAACCGCUGAGGCCGCCGAGAGUGCCAUCAAGGCUGUCAAUGGCAUGUUGCUCAACGACAAGAAGGUUUACGUCGGCUACCAUAUCUCGCGCAAAGAACGUCAAUCCAAGAUGGACGAAAUGAGGGCGCAAUUCACGAAUCUCUAUGUCAAGAACCUUGACCCUGAGGUCACGCAAGAGGAAUUCGAAGCCCUUUUCAACCAGUACGGCAGCGUCACCUCUGCUAUCGUUCAAGUCGACGAAGAAGGCAGGAGCAAGGGAUUCGGCUUUGUGAACUACGAGUCUCACGAAGAAGCCCAGCGCGCUGUCGAUGGCCUGAAUGACAAGGAGAUUAAUGGCAAGAAGCUAUUCGUCGCCCGUGCACAGAAGAAGGCCGAGCGCGAAGAGGAGCUCCGCAAAUCCUAUGAGGCCGCCAAGAUGGAGAAGUUGAACAAAUACGCCGGGGUCAAUCUUUACAUCAAGAACCUCGAGGAUGACGUUGACGAUGAGAAGCUCCGCGCCGAGUUCGAGCCUUUCGGCACUAUCACUAGCUGCAAAGUUAUGUGUGACGACAAGAGCAAGUCCAAGGGCUUCGGCUUUGUCUGUUUCUCGUCCCCGGAGGAGGCCACAAAGGCUGUCGCUGAGAUGAACAACAAGAUGAUGGGGACCAAGCCCCUCUACGUCUCACUUGCUCAACGUCGUGAAGUUCGCAGGCAACAAUUGGAGAGCCAGAUUGCUCAGCGCAACCAGAUCCGUAUGCAACAAGCCGCGGCAGCAGGCAUGCCCGGAGGCUACAUCAACGGACCUAUGUACUAUCCUCCUGGCCCUGGCUUCCCGCCUCAAGGACGCGGCAUGAUGGGCUACGGCGGUCCUGGCAUGAUGCCUCCCCGCCCCCGCUAUCCUCCUGCUAACGGGCAAGUUCCCAGCAUGCCCAUGGCCGCUCCGUACGGACAGGUGCCUCCUCAAGGUUACGGCAUGCCAUCUUACCCCCGUGGCGCCAAUGCGCCUCGUCCUCCUAACGCUCGCGGACCUCCUUCGCCCACUGCAGGCACGGUCCCCAUGCCCCGCAGCAACGGACCCCCUGCUCCUAAUGGCGCCGGUCAGCGUCCCCCUGUUCCUCAGGGAGUGCCAUCGCAAGGCCUGCCUCAAGUUGCGCCUCAGGCACGUCCGGGUCCUGGAGCCCCAGCCCCAGCUCCUGCACCCGCACCUGGCGCUAGUCGCCUUCCUCCUCCUGCUCAGCCAGCUGGUUACAAGAACCCUCAGGCUCGUCCCGCCGGGACUCCCAAUGCCGCCCCCCAGGCUAAUCAACAGCCUGCUGCUCCUUCGGCCUUGCCUGAGGCUCCUGUCAUCACCGCAGCCCAGUUGUCAAGUGCGUCCCCUAUGGAACAGAAGCAAAUGCUUGGUGAGGUUAUCUACAUGAGCAUUGCGAACUCUCACCCCGAUUUGGCGGGCAAGAUCACUGGUAUGUUGCUCGAGAUGGACAACAUGGAGCUCUUGCACUUGUUGGAAACUCCGGAUGCAAUGGACGCUAAGGUCAACGAAGCUCUCUCGGUCUUGCACGAAUACGCCAAGGAUGCUUGA
Messenger RNA from Pleurotus ostreatus (oyster mushroom), 2124 nucleotides. RefSeq names its product Protein phosphatase PP2A regulatory subunit B. The transcript is spliced from 6 exons. Gene Ontology annotation, cellular component: ribonucleoprotein complex. The coding region runs from base 1 to 2124 and encodes 707 amino acids. The record is from RefSeq and is a predicted model, not a curated record. NCBI's taxonomy places the organism in Eukaryota, Fungi, Basidiomycota, Agaricomycetes, Agaricales, Pleurotaceae. Gene Ontology annotation, molecular function: RNA binding.